AUGCCAGGAGGUCGUGCCCUCGGGGUUGAUUUCACCGCAAUCCUGGACUACCACGACCUCAACUACUACGACUUGGAAAACCUGGACGAUCUUGACUACCACAUGAGCUGGGUCAGGAGGUCGUGGGGCGGGCAGGCGGGCGUGCCUUCGCCGGGGACCGUGGGCAGUAUGAAUUCUAAGAUUCUCCUAUACAAGGUUAUUCGGAAGACACUAGACUUUGAUGUUUAUCACAAAAUAAAUCUACCUUCAGGUGCCAUGAACUACCCAUCAACAACUCAGGCGCUUUUUGCGCUGAUCGUCAUGAUCAUAGUGCUCCUGUUCAUCCUCGUGUACUGCUGCUGGGGCACCUUCUCCUGCGCUCGCCAAGAUGACGCGUCUACUGCAGAAGACGGCGCAGUGGGCACCCAGCAACAGGCGCAGCAAGGGGGCGGGCAGAUGGUCAUAGUUCCAUUCAGCAACAUGUUAUAUGUGGGAGAUCCGGAAUCGCGGCGUAUCUACCAGAUCCCUCUCGACCAAGACAAGCCCCCUGCGUAUACCGAAGUGUUCACAGCCGGGCCUCCCCCUCCUUACAGCACGGACAACACCGCCACUGACGUCUCCCCUCCCACGCCCGGCGCAGAGCCUGAGACGAGAGCCUUGCUACCGGACCUUCCCCCUUCCUAUGAGGACUGCUUGUCCAACCCUUCUUCAGACGACAAGACUCAGGCCGCUGCCACAGAACCUACUCAGGAUCAAACGUCAGCUCAGGAAUCGAAUAGUGCCCAGACCUCUACCGGACCUUCAAGCCCCCAGACAAAUAGCACCAUAUCCCCUGAGCUGCACCCUUCUGCUAUAGUGUCCAGUGUGUCAGGCCAAACAGAAACUCGGAUCUCACCCAACGUGACCCAAGGUUGGAGGCUUGAAGGUAUCAUCCUCCGACCAGCUAACCUGCCAAGCUUAGAGAGAAGAGGGGGGGAGACUGAAGACAGCACAACCCAGCCGUCCCAGAAUAGUACACAAUCCAGCUGAGAAAAUACAUGAAUAUUGUGUUGUUUUAGAUAAGUUAUCCUCUCUUUUUUUAUCCAAUGAUCUGUCUCAAACUGUAUAUUCUGACUUAUCUGUGCCCUGUGGUGCAUAAAAUGAAUGAUGUAUGUGGAUCUGAUAUGCUGCAAGCAGUGGACACACUCCUUGUCUUUAUACAAUGUUGCAUACGACUCUCAAGUUCUCUGUAUCAAGGAACAAAUCUAGUCAGCCUGCUUCUGAAGAGUUCUGCUAUCUCCAACACCUCGCCUAGAACUAUUACUGUGGCUUAUCCUGGAUUAUGUUCUUGACAAUGAAUAUUUUAUACUGUGCAUAUGUGAUAGGUCAUGAAAUGGCUUAGUAUUUAAGGAUCUUUGUGUAUACAUGUAUCUUCUUCUUCCUUGUCACGUUAUAUUGUGUCCUAUCUCUGUGUCCAUUUCUACUGUGAUGAGAUUUUAAAAAAAAUGUUGAUAUAUUCACUUUCUUGUUUUUACAAACACAAUAGCACAUGCUCACUUAUCUCUACUUUUUAAUGCUAAGUGUCUUAUGUCAGCUGAAAGUAUAGGCCUAAGAAUCAGUAACAAAAAGGGAGGAAAAAAUGUAAAUAUCUAGUUAGUAAGGUGGAAGAAUAAAGACAGCUCAAAGAAUCUGUCAAUUUGUAAACUGAUAUUCCGACCCAAGUCUAGUUAAAUAGAUCCACAGCAGUGAUUUAAUUUCUUUUCCGAACGAGGGUCACAUUGGUUUCUUAAUAUCAGCAGUACCAAAGCCGGGACAAUAAAAUACUGCAUAGUAAUACGUUCUUACGAGCAUCACUACAUUGUCUGUUUUUAAUGAUGUUUGUACUAAUAAUGCAAACUGAUUUACUUUUUUUAUUUUAUUGAAUUUUAUUGAUUUUCUUAUCUUCUUUUUCUUUUUGACUGCAAUAGUUUAUAUAUCCUUGAGAAAAACUAUUUGUUAAUUAUAUACAUCUAAGCUUUUUAUAAGGAAGCUGACAUAUAUAUACUAUAAUUAAAGUUUAAAAAAUCUCAUUAACCAUAUUGUGUUCAAACUUUAUAUUAUAGAAAAACGGAGAAUGUUAAAAGAACUGAUGGUUGUGAAUAAUGAUCUUGAGUUUUAAAAAUUUUUAAGCAUUUAUGUAUGACUGUUUUAUUAAAAUUGGAAAAAAUAC
Messenger RNA from Penaeus indicus, 2167 nucleotides. RefSeq lists its product as uncharacterized. Lineage: Eukaryota; Metazoa; Arthropoda; Malacostraca; Decapoda; Penaeidae. The record is from RefSeq and is a predicted model, not a curated record. The coding region runs from base 1 to 1008 and encodes 335 amino acids. The transcript is spliced from 4 exons.